Messenger RNA from Kluyveromyces lactis, 2037 nucleotides. RefSeq lists its product as uncharacterized. The coding region runs from base 1 to 2037 and encodes 678 amino acids. The record is from RefSeq and is a predicted model, not a curated record. The transcript has a single exon. NCBI's taxonomy places the organism in Eukaryota, Fungi, Ascomycota, Saccharomycetes, Saccharomycetales, Saccharomycetaceae. Gene Ontology annotation, molecular function: zinc ion binding; DNA-binding transcription factor activity, RNA polymerase II-specific. Gene Ontology annotation, biological process: regulation of DNA-templated transcription.
AUGACGAAUAAUCUGGCUGGGAAAAGUGCUAAGGAGAUUAAAGAACAGAUUGUGAGGAAAAGAACGCCGAAAUCGUGCAUUCGAUGCUAUUCAAUCAAAAGAAAAUGUGAUCAUAAGAAACCGUCAUGUACCAGGUGCUUCAAAAAAAGUUUGCCUUGUGAGUAUUUCACGGAGGAACACGUCUUGGAAAGAUGUUUACAACGCCAGAGCAAUCUUCGUUCAGUUAUACAUCAAAAGGCUCCUGCCAGCCGAUCUUCUACUAAUGAAACUAUUUCUGAGAAUGAUACAUUGCCAACUACGGAGUUGAAUCCAUCAUCAAGCGAAACAGAGGCCAGGAAUUUCAAGUUGAUUGUAAAUUCCACGGGUGAAUAUUCCAAAUACAUUUCCUUGAGUUUGUUUCCGUUUAGCGAUCCAUCACAAAUCGUGUCAUACAUUGUUGACAGAGUACCACAGGAUCAGGACAAGUAUGUCAUUUUCGAUUUCUCAUUCGUUUCUGGUCGUUUGAACACUGCUGCAGAUAUACUGAAGAUGCUACCCAGCAAAGUGCAAUGUGAUAGAUUAGUCGCAUAUUUCUUUAACAACAUAGCUCCAUUUAUUCCCAUCUUGGAUCAAGAAGAGUUCGAAAUUAAAUACAAAGAUUUAUGGAAGAAUUUCAAAACGUACGAUGAUCUUAAUAACCUAAUGGUACUUUUUGCGAUUCUAUUUUCAUGUUGUGUGUCGAUUCAGGUAACGAACAUAUAUCUCACCGGAAAACAUUUCUCAGAAGAUGAUCCUAUUGAUUAUGAUAAGUUAAAGUAUUCAUGUUUCCAAUGCGUUCAGAAUAUCAGAUAUUUGAACAGAACGGACAUUUCACCAUCGAUGUCUGCCAUUACGGCACUAACAUUAAUGUACUACGUUGGAUCAUUCCAUUGUAGCGUGGCCGUUGGUGAGGUAGCUGCAUUGUUGAGGUUUUCUCAAAUCGUCGGUUUACAUCGCAGCCUCUCCAGUGAUACAAAGUCAAGCUCGGUAAGAGCAUUCUUAUACAGUUAUGUGGUACAUCUUGACUCAUUGGUCGCAUACUAUAACGGAUUGACAUCAUAUAUCAACCCAGAUCUAUUUGAAAUAGUGAGAAACUUCCCAAAACGGGAGAAAGACUUGAAGACAUUGCAUUCUUUAACUAAAUUUCACAGCAGUAUCGUUUGGACUGACCUACUUCACCAGUUAAACAAGAUUAAACCCUCUGUGGAGGAAGAUUACGUGCGGCUCAACAAUGAGUAUCUCAGAUCCGUGGAAAAAGUGAACUCUUUGAAUGCUGAAAUCUUGACGUUAUUCCCCGACGAGGAUCAGGACUAUAUACACCUACUUGUAAGCGAAGCAAGACUUGGGCUUAGAAAAUCAGCCAUCUUAGUCCAUAUUUUAAGGCUUUCCGUCGCUAAUAUUAACAUCAAAAACGUACACCAGGGAGAAAGCUUCAAUUACGAUCUAGUAGUGCAGGCACUAUUGCUCAUCAAUGAAUCUUUGAUGAAAAUACACCUCGGAGUGAAGUGUAACAUUAAUAUGAUGUGGUGGGUACGUAAUUCCUACCCGUUACAAGCACUUUCCAUAGUGCUAACUCAUAUUCUAAAGAAACCAACUACAAGAAUGAAUUUCGAAAAUCUACCGGUUGGUUAUGAAUAUACAAAACACCCAGACAUAAAUUAUUCAGCGUUUGAUAUCAGAGAGGAAAUGGUCGUCAAAACUAUGGACGCCAUUCAGACCAUCAAGAGAACCUGGCCAAAGGUAGUGCAAAGACGAUUCGAAAAGAUUUGCGAAUUGAAAGAAUAUGUUUUUAGCCAGAGAAGGAAACAAUCAACGACUCAACAAACGUCUACUUUAAAUCUAGGUAUACCCUCCUCAACUACAGUGCCAAUCUAUAGCUCGGACUUCGCCGAUACAAAUGCUCAUCCUUCGGGCUCUACAGUACCGAAAAUGACCUUCGACGAACUUCUCAGCAGCUUAUUUGACGGCGACACGGAUUUUCAAUCGCUCCUCUUCGAGACACUCCCGAACAAUUUGUAA